AAACCUACCAACCCCACACCCUCUCCUCUCUUCCUCCUCCUCCUCUCUCUCUCUCUUUCUCUUUCUCCUCCCAGCCCCACACCACCUCUCCCUCCCUCCUCACCCGCGCGUGCCACGCACGUGCGCCGCGCCGCCGCCGUCCUCUCUAUCUCGGCUUGGGUUCCGGCGAACGCCGGCGCGGCGGCGAGGGCGGCUAGCUGCAUGUACGUGGUGGCUAACUGUGCGCUGAUUCUUGUGGUGUUUGCUGUGGUCGGCCUGACGGGGGAGGAGGAGGGAGGUAUGGAGCAGCAGGGUGGCGCGGCGCCGUCGAGCAGCACGAGCACCAGCACCAACAGCAGCCGGAGCACGUCCGACCACCACGCACACGCCGCCGCCGCGGCGGCGGCGGCGGCGGCGCAGGUGGUGCAUCAGCAUCAGCACCAGCACCACCCGUUCUACUACACGGCGACGGGUGGCGCCGCGCCGAAUACCAUGCAGGCGCCGGCGUCGUUCAUGGGGUCGCUGGCCAUAGUGCCUCAUCCACCUGCUGCUGCUGCUCCGGGUGGUGGUGGUGGUGCAGGGCAGGUCCAGGCCGGGGCGGCUCCGCCGCCGUCGUCGGAGAAGAAGGCGGUGGUGCCGGCGGGGGCGAAGCGGCCGACCAAGGACCGGCACACCAAGGUGGAGGGGCGCGGGCGGCGGAUACGGAUGCCGGCGCUGUGCGCGGCGCGGGUUUUCCAGCUCACCCGCGAGCUCGGUCACAAGACCGACGGCGAGACCAUCGAGUGGCUGCUGCAGCAGGCGGAGCCGGCCAUCGUUGCGGCGACCGGCACGGGGACAAUCCCCGCCAACUUCUCCUCCCUCGCCGUGUCCCUCCGCUCCGCCGCCGCCUCUCACUCCUCCUCGCCCCGCGGGGCGCCGUUCCACCACCUCCAGCCGCAGCAGCACGACGUCGCUGCCAUGCUCGGGUUCCACCACCACCAGCUGCUCCCUCCGCCGCCGCAGCACCAGCACCAGCACCCGGAGGCGCCCCAAGAUCCCGGCGCCGGCGAGUUCAUGCGGAAGCGCUACAGGGAAGCCGACGACCUGUUCAAGGACACCUCUCGCCAAGACCCCGACGGCACCGCCGCCGGCGAGACCGAGCAGAAGGCCCGGGCGGCGGCGCCGCCAGCGCCGCCGCCAACCGCUCCGUCAGCAAUGUGGGCCGUGGGGCCGAACACCACCGGCGCCGCGUUCUGGAUGCAGCCAGCAUGGACGUUCACCGGCGCCGGCGCCGGGAACACGGUGCAGGCGCCGCUGCAGUUCAUGUCACGCAGCAGCUUCCCGGCGAUGAACGUCAGCAUGGCGGACAACACCACCACCACCACCACCACCACCAACAACAACAACCUCGGCAUGCUCGCCGCUCUCAACGCCUGCGCCGGCGGCCGCUCUGGCAGCGGCGAGCAGCGGCAGCAGCAGCAAGACGGUCAGCCGCGCGCCAACGGCGGCGGCGAGGCUGGCGGCGCCGCCGCGAGCCCGCGGUGAGCUAAUCAAGCAAAGUGAAGUCACUGUGCUGAGCUGAGCUGAAAGCUAGCAAUGGCCAUGGCUAACGAGGAUGAGGUAGCUGUGCAAAAUGGCAUGUGAUGAUUAGCGAGCGUAGAUUAGGUGUUUGGAGCUUUUGCUGCAUGCUGCUCUCGUUAAUUAAUUAAUUAAUCAAAUCAUGGUGAUCAAUCGAUUGUUUGUUUAGUUUAAUUUUUUUCUUCUGUAAUCACCUGGGGGAUUAUUUUAGUUUGGGUGUCGAUCUCUUUUGGAUUAAUUAAUUAAUCAAAUGUAAGGUGUUUGUGGUGAUGAUGAUGAUGAUUGGAAUGAUGGUGAUGAUUAGC
Messenger RNA from Oryza brachyantha (malo sina), 1841 nucleotides. RefSeq names its product transcription factor PCF3-like. Gene Ontology annotation, molecular function: DNA-binding transcription factor activity; sequence-specific DNA binding. The record is from RefSeq and is a predicted model, not a curated record. NCBI's taxonomy places the organism in Eukaryota, Viridiplantae, Streptophyta, Magnoliopsida, Poales, Poaceae. Gene Ontology annotation, cellular component: nucleus. The coding region runs from base 202 to 1503 and encodes 433 amino acids. The transcript has a single exon.